UCGGAAUCGAACCUGUGAAUUUAUUUCAACGCUUCCAGGCGGAAAGGGACGCGUUCGCGCUGCUCGCGUGCGAAAUACACGUUUCCACCAUUUUGUGCCAACUUGGCUCGACCCCGCCGGCACAAAGCGUCGAACCUUCGAAAUAAGAGCACACGGUUUUCCGCGCUUCUCAGCACCGCGGACACGGUUAGCUUCCGCCGCAGCGACCGGCUGCUCCCGGUGGACUCUGCGGGGCUGUGCCUGCUCCUCAUGCGGUUCCGGGGCUCCACUUAGUGCCCGGUACCCCUCCGGGAGACCCCCGCCUCCAGCAGGAGCCGGGCUGACCCGGGCGAGCUAACCCGGUUAGCAUUAGCCGCUCGGCGGGGCCUGGUCAGGAAGCGAGCGGGAGCUUUUAUUUUCCAAAACCGCCGCUCGUGCGAAGCCUCGUCGGGAUCGAGUGAACCACUUCACCUGAGAGCCGGAAGCUGGGGCACACGUUCUCAGAAUCACAUACUCCACUGAGACAGCAGCGAUGACUCAUGUCACCGGCCACGGGAAGCUGCUGCUGCAGCGUCUCCACCAGCAGCGGGAGAUGGACUUCCUGUGUGACAUCACCAUCAUGGUGAGAGAAGUGGAGUUCAGAGCUCACCGCAACAUCCUGGCUGCGUUCAGCAAGUACUUCUCCUCCCAGGCUGCGAAAGGUCAGGAUGUCACGACCUUGGACCCUGACAAGGUCAGCCGCUACGCGCUGGAGAAGCUGUUGGAGUAUAUCUACACUGGACAGAUGAACCUCAGCAGCACCAGACAAGCAGCCGUGAGACAAGCUGCUGGCUUCCUGGGAAUGCCCGAGGCCAUGAAGUAUCUGGAGGAAACCCCCAACUGGUCCGAGCUGGGCGAAGCGUCCCAAUCAGAGGCAGAUAAAGAAACUGGUCUCUCUCCUCCCAGUCCAGCCUCUCCUGGAAGCCCCAGCUCCCCAGUUCCCCUGUCAAUCAUCUCCAAUACAGGGGGGUGGGAUGAGGCGGGGAAGAACGGCAAAGAGCCGGAUGAGGAGGCAAAACAUUUGGACGAGGAAGAGAGAAACAAAAGUGAUGAAGAGUACACUCCCAACAAGGCCGCGGGACGUGGACAGGGCCGGAAGAGAGGACGCCCCAAGCGUCUGAGUGGAGAGCAGACGGAGGCCAGCAGCUCGGCUGAUGGAACCCCCAAAACCCAGAGCUACAGGGGGAGAGGCCGGGGGAGGGGGAGAGGAAGAGGCAGGGGACGUGGGAGGGGGAGAGGAAGAGGAGUUUCUUCAAGAGAAGAUCUGUCUAUGGAAGAUUCUGACACGAGUGUGAAGGACUUUGGAGACAUGUCUGCGGACUGGAGCCCCUCACAGGACGAAGAGUGUCCGACCAAGAAGCCUCGCCUGAGCAGCGGCGAGGGGCGGGGCCGCGGGAGGGGGAGGGGCAGAGGGAGGGGCAGGGGCCGCGGCAGGAGGAGGGUUGUGAAGGUGGAGGAGGAAGAGGAGGAGGAGGAUGAUGAAGAGGAGGAGAGUGGCUCGCUGGGAGCUGAUGAUGACAAUGAUGACUUUGGUGAUGAGGAAGGUGAGCUCGGGGAACAGGAUCCGUCAGAAACAGACGAGAUGAUGCUGUCGUGCACCGAGUGCAACAAACUGUUCAAAGACGCCAGCAGCCUGCACCGGCACGAGAAGAUCCACAAGGGCCUGAAGCCCUUCGUCUGCAUCUUCUGCUCCAAGAAGUUCAGACAGGCCACCCAGCUGAAGACCCACCUGCGCAUCCACACAGGUGAGAAGCCGUUCAACUGCUCCGAAUGUGACAAGUGCUUUGCUCAGAAGUGUCAGCUGGUGGCUCAUCGCCGGAUGCACCACGGGGAGGAGAAGCCGUUCACCUGCGAGCGCUGCGGCUUCAAGUUCGCCACGUCGUCCAACUACAAGAUCCACAUCAGAUUGCACAGCGGGGAGAAACCCUACGUGUGCGACAUCUGUGGCCAGGCCUUCGCUCAGUCCAGCACGCUGACCUAUCACAAGCGCCGCCACACCGGAGAGAAGCCGUACCAGUGUGACCGCUGUGGCAUGUCCUUCUCCGUGUCCUCGUCCCUCAUCUCACACGCCAGGAAACACACCGGUGAGACUCCGUACAAAUGUCCGACACCAAAGUGUGACGCCCGCUUUGCCACGUCCUCUGACUUAAAGAAACACAUGAGACGACAUCACCCGGAGGGGAGCAGCGGUGUGCAGUGUCUUCUGUGUGGAAACCGGUUUGCCAGCGUGAAGAACAUGAUCAAGCACCAGGAGAAGGCUCACGCUGACGAAGUGCGGCAACACAAGGAGAGAGCCAGAGCUGUGGUCCUCCUGGCCUCCAGUCACCCGAUGGCCUUCGUCCAGAACAAACUUUCCCAGGAGAACAAAGGCUUGGCGUCCAUAUCUGAAGGAGAGCCGGCCAACCCUGAGCCCCCCACCCCCAAAGCCCCGGCUCCCCCCACAGAGGCCCCCGGCACCACUGAGUCGGAUGACAUCAUCCAGAGCUUGAAGGCGGAGCCGGCCGACCUCCCCAUCGCCACCGCCGCCGACCAGGUGACCUUCGACGCCGACCAGGAGCAGACCAUCAACUCGGACACCCUCCACGCUCUGGUGGAGCAGCUGCGGCCCCCGCCCUCCCCCGCCCAGAGUCUGGAGCAGAUCGUCAUCAUCAGGACGGUGGACACCGAGAACAACCCCCCCCAGCAGUGAGGCCCGGUCGGAGCUCACCAUCGAGGAACGUUUCUCUUUUUAACACCAAGCGUCUGCGUCCGGGCUCGAGUUCAGCGUUCUAUCAAACCGGCUUCAACGGGUUUAGGGUCAAAGGGUCGUGAAGGAGAAAAGUGGGUUCAACAACUCGGGUCUAAUUUUUAUAGUUUUGUUCUUCGUCUCGUCUCGGUCAGGAAACAAACACGUUGACCUUGAAAGGAAACUGGGAUUUUGGAACAAAAACGAGCAGGAGGUAAAAAUUCAAUCUGUUUCAACAAACUUCGUGUUAAUCCUGGUCUACCUUCGACUUCCUGUCCUGAGCUGCAGGUGUGGGCGGAGUUUCCUGGUUCAGUGACGAGUUACAGCUGAUUUAUAAUAAAGUGGUUUAAUUAAUCUGGAUAAACAGUCGUCUGAACGUCUGCCGACAUCAAGCGGCAUCUUCACGUCUCAGUUUAAUUUAUUUGUAUUAGUUUUUCAAACGUUGGCCCAAGCUACACACGUGAGACCUGAGCUGUGAAGAAGAGGAAAGCUGUUCUCUCGAGUCACAUUUCCACCAGGAGGAAAAGUCACAUCGUCAAUUGAAACAGGAAAUCCAAAAGAAAGCGACCGGACCUCCACGUCUAGAUCCUGGAGCAGUUCUCACAGGUUGGAACCAUGAGGACAGAAUUAUCUGUCUGAACAGAACAUCUCCAGGAAUCUGCAGGUUGUUGUCUUUCCAUUAAAUCCCAGUUUCUCUUCCAACGUCAGUGACCUCCUAACAUCUCUCCCUGAACUAUUAAUCGAUUGUCCCAUUUUGUUCAUACUCAUUUCAGACGUACAUGACUCAGACGUUUUGUUUUCUCACAUACAGCCGCUCUAGAUAAUUUCAGAAGAUUACCCAGAGUUCAGUCUGUGUCUGCAAGCAGCUCUAAGCAGCAGGAGUCUUCUGGUCAUGUUCAGGGGUCGGGAUAAUUUCAGAAUCGAGUCUGUGCAUCUCUCACAGUUUAAGGUUCCUGAGUUAAAUCAGUACAAUCUGCUAAGAGGUGAAAAUGUUCUUCACAAUCUGAAGCCCUCCUCGUUAGAGCCGUGUCAUGUGACGUCCCUGCAGGGAUCCAGUAUCUGCUGAUACUGGACUUCAUGAGAAACAGAUUCUACGUCCUCCUGGACGGAGACGUGCGUCUGGAGCUUCUUUCAUUUUACAGCUCAGCUCCAGAUGAGCUACUAACACAAGAUAUUAAUCCGAUCUAAAUGUUGAUGUGUAAUGGAACAGACAUUGUUUUGAUAGAUUUGUCUGUAGUUAGGAGCUUAGUGAUUAUUUUAUUGACCCCUCGUCACCUGUAGGUGUUUGACAUGUGACCACUGCUCUGUUAAUGCAAACCAACCUUUUUGCUUCAGUGUCCUUUCCUUAAGUUAGCGUUUGCUUUUUAAAGCAACUGUUUCAGGUUUUAGAAGAAAUGUUUGUGCUUCAAGUUAAAAAAAAUACGUCACAGUUUUUCUGUCAACUUGAAUUUAGCUGUUUGCUUGUUUCAUGGUUUUAUUUCCUUUUAUUUUUGGAUCAAACGUCUGCAUCACUUGUACAGAGAGUCCCAACUUCACUACUGUAUCCAAGAUGAACAAGGAAAAUAAAACAAAGUGUUUGUCUCAGUGGAUGUGACAAAAAAUGA
Platichthys flesus (European flounder) is the source of this 4347-nucleotide messenger RNA. It is a transcript of the gene mynn, whose product is annotated as myoneurin. Gene Ontology annotation, biological process: regulation of transcription by RNA polymerase II. The record is from RefSeq and is a predicted model, not a curated record. Lineage: Eukaryota; Metazoa; Chordata; Actinopteri; Pleuronectiformes; Pleuronectidae. The transcript is spliced from 9 exons. Gene Ontology annotation, molecular function: DNA-binding transcription factor activity, RNA polymerase II-specific; protein binding; RNA polymerase II cis-regulatory region sequence-specific DNA binding. Gene Ontology annotation, cellular component: nucleus. Bases 512 to 2707 code for a protein of 731 amino acids.